Messenger RNA from Solenopsis invicta (red fire ant), 567 nucleotides. It is a transcript of the gene UQCR-11, whose product is annotated as cytochrome b-c1 complex subunit 6, mitochondrial. NCBI's taxonomy places the organism in Eukaryota, Metazoa, Arthropoda, Insecta, Hymenoptera, Formicidae. The record is from RefSeq and is a predicted model, not a curated record. The coding region runs from base 181 to 453 and encodes 90 amino acids. Gene Ontology annotation, biological process: mitochondrial electron transport, ubiquinol to cytochrome c. The transcript is spliced from 2 exons.
UCCCGAACGUUCUGAAGUUGCAGACAGUUGCAGAGAUUGUGCAAGGUUGCGUGGUUGCGUUGCGGCCAUCGUUUGUGGUUAUCUUCGCGAAGCUUGUUCCGAAGUAUUCCGAAAUUUCCGAAGAAGAGGCUUGGAAUCAAUUUCGACUUCCACGUUAUCAAAGUAUCCUAAAAAAGAGAAAUGUCGAAUAUACAGGACUUCUUCAAGCGUUAUCUGCCGAUAGUCAAGGCUGAUGAGGGCGAGGAAGAGGAGCUAGUGGAUCCGCAAACUGUUCUCCGCGAGGAAUGCAGUCAACAAGUGAAAUGCGCCAAUUUCAAAGAGAAGUUAAAUACAUGCAACGAUCGUGUCAAUUCAAGAUCCAACACAGAGGAAACCUGUCUAGAAGAACUUAUCGACUAUGUGCAAUGCGUUGAUCACUGCGUCUCAAAAACACUAUUCAGUAAACUUAAAUAAUUUUGUUCAAUAUUUCAGAAAGAGUAAACUUGUUCGCAAUGUUAAAGUUAAAGAUUUCUCUCGAGCAUUGUAUAUAUAUAAUCAAAUACUAGCAAUAAAAAGAUUAACUUAUUA